GUCGGAAUGAAAUGCAAAUUCAUCCGAAAUGCAAAUUCAUCAAAGAUGAAAUCGAAAUUCAUAUCAAAUUCACGCGUCUUCGUCUCCCUGAUGUAGCGUUGUGGUAGUCAUGAAAUCCGUGUACCAGUCACCGUCCUCGAUAUAGAGAGAGAAUUAUUACUUUUAGAGAGAGAAAAUGCUGCCAUAUAUAGUCACAUACUAACUGUAGACCGUCGCAGAAGCUUCUCUUCAUUCCCAUUGUGCCGAAUAAACUCUUGCUGAAUAAAGGUGAAGGUUAUUAAUUUAUUGAAAACGAAGUUUCAUUGGUAGUUUGAAAGUUUUUAAAGUCAAAUGGGUGGUGAUGGUAAGGAAGCUAGUUGUGAUACUGUACCAAGAGUUCAAUCAUCUGUUGGGGCUUCAUCAUCUUCACUUCUUAAGCAAUCCCCCUUUCUAGUGAAUCAACUUGACGUGCCUUUGUUAAAUACUCCGCAAUUUCACAGUCAAAUGCGACAAUUUUCCCCUAAUAUGACCAUGGACAAUAGUGUUAAAAGAGUUGGCAUUCCACCCUCCUAUCCACAAAUGCCUCCUAUUUCGCCCUACUCACAAGUUCAGGUUAACCGCCCUUCGAAUCAGCAAAUGGGUAUGCAGAAUUUUAGUCCUAGUGCAGGGCCAUCACACUCACGUUCAUUAUCACAACCGUCAUUCUUUUCAGUUGAUUCCUUGCCGCCCUUAAGCCCUUCACCUUAUCGGGAGUCACCUGCUACUUCGAUUUCUGACCAAGUAUAUGCUGAUGUAUCAAUGGAGGAGAGGGAUGGGAACCUACAUUCAUUGUUGCCGCCUUCACCUUUCACAAGAUGUGGUUCAUUAAGGGGCGGGGAAGGUCUUCCUCCUAGUAAGGCACAUAGAAGGUCUAAUAGUGAUAUCCCUUUUGGGUUCUCUACCAUGAUGCAGUCGCCACCACUUAUACCACUAAGGAGCCCGGGUGCUUUGGAGAAGUCACGAGAGAAUUCAGGGGCUAAACCAGUACAGUUGGUUAAACGGGAGUCUAGUUGGGAGAAAGGUGGUGGGAGCAACGUUGAAGGAAUGGGGGAGAGGAAAUCUGAAGGGGAAAUUGUAGAUGAUCUGUUUUCUGCUUACAUGAAUUUGGACAGCAUUGACGCCUUUAACUCUUCCGGUACUGAUGAGAAGCUAGGAAAUGAAUAUCGUGAAGAUAGUAGAGCUAGUGGUACAAAGACAAAUGACAGCAGUGAUAAUGAAGCCACAAGUAGUGUCAAUGAGAGCGGCAACAAGAUUCAGAGACCAAGGGAAGGGAUCAAAAGGAAUGCUGGAGGUGAUAUUGCUCCAACCACUCGACACUACAGGAGUGUCUCUAUGGAUAGUUUUAUGGGAAAUGUGAACUUUGACGAGUCACCCAAGUUGUCUCCUUCUCCGGGAACAGGCGCAGGUCAACUUUCACCGACUAAUUCAAUUGACGAAAAUAUAAACACCUUUAGCUUGGAGUUUGGUAAUGGUGAGUUUAAUGGGGCUGAACUAAAGAAGAUUAUGGCAAAUGAGAAACUUGCAGAGAUAGCGAUAAGUGAUCCCAAGCGGGCCAAAAGGAUAUUGGCCAACCGUCAAUCUGCUGCUCGUUCAAAAGAGCGAAAGAUGAGAUAUAUAGCGGAGUUGGAACACAAGGUCCAAACUUUGCAGACUGAAGCAACCACUUUGUCUGCCCAACUUACUCUACUUCAGCGGGAUUCUGCUGGACUGACAAGCCAGAACAAUGAGCUGAAGUUUCGCCUGCAAGCCAUGGAUCAACAGGCACAGCUUCGGGAUGCAUUAAAUGAAGCAUUAAGAGAGGAGGUACAGCGUUUGAAGAUUGCAACUGCUGAACUAAAUGGAGAUCCAUCCAAAUUUCAGCAGCUUUCACUUAACCCUUCAAUGUUCCAAUUACGCCAGCAGCAGGCAACUCAAGUUAACAUGCAUCAAUUGCAUCAGCAGCAAUCUCAGCCACAUCAACAGAAUGGUAAUAUAUCUAAUAAAAAUGAAUUGAAGAAAUAGCUUCUACUGGUGCACUGGAACUUAAGCAUUUAAUCACCUUCUGUUUUCUGUUUUAUUCUUCUCGGCACUACACAUUCAUUGGUUUUUGUGUGAAUAAUGUGACACAUUAACAUAUGGAGUCUACAUAUUCUGAUUUGUGUUGCACUUGCAUGUUCAUGCCAACUACAGUCCUUUUACAACCUUACCUUCAAGCGUAACUAUGUCAGUAAUAAUAUAGUAUCUAUCAACCUUUUUUUGUCAAUGUAACUGGAGAAAACAAUUAUGGCUUGUUUAUUAAAGUAGAUUGUACAGGUGUGUACCUGACAGUAUUAAGCACGAAACGGAAGUAAACAAUGUUGUCCAUUGUAUUGUUCAAUUCUGUUCACUACUAUGUAACAAACAUCUCAAUAUUCAUCGAUUUCAUCUUUAUUAUUAUUUUUUA
This is a messenger RNA of Olea europaea var. sylvestris, 2440 nucleotides long. Its product is annotated as transcription factor RF2a-like. The coding region runs from base 331 to 2019 and encodes 562 amino acids. Gene Ontology annotation, molecular function: DNA-binding transcription factor activity. Gene Ontology annotation, biological process: regulation of DNA-templated transcription. Gene Ontology annotation, cellular component: nucleus. The transcript has 5 exons. Lineage: Eukaryota; Viridiplantae; Streptophyta; Magnoliopsida; Lamiales; Oleaceae. The record is from RefSeq and is a predicted model, not a curated record.